Messenger RNA from Poeciliopsis prolifica (blackstripe livebearer), 1703 nucleotides. RefSeq names its product sporozoite surface protein 2-like. NCBI's taxonomy places the organism in Eukaryota, Metazoa, Chordata, Actinopteri, Cyprinodontiformes, Poeciliidae. The coding region runs from base 327 to 1703 and encodes 458 amino acids. The transcript has a single exon. The record is from RefSeq and is a predicted model, not a curated record.
GCCUUCAAUCUUCAACAUGUUGCCAACUUAAUGCCGAGGAUUGGUCACCUCCUCCAUGUCUCAUUCAUUGUUUUUAGCUGCACAGUCCGGAUCAUUCUCCAUCUAUGUCAUUAGUGCUACUGUGUGGCAUUUUUCAAACAGCAGGUUGAAUUAACAUGUUUGGUUCCAGUGGUCUCUAUGACAUCAGCGGUUAUGACAUCACUGUGAUACAACAAAGGAAUCUCUCUCUUGAUUGUAGCUCUCAGACAGUGUUUUCUCAGACCUGUUCCACAGCUCUAUCACGACAGAUCACAUUUCAAAGAAACAAGAAUUAACAGAUUACAAACAUGGACCAACAACUUUCAUGGAUAGAGAUGAUAGAAGAAAACAUCCAGGUAGAUUAUGACGCAAUCCUUCAUUUUGAUGAUGAAGAGGAAUGCCCCAUUGCGCCUGAAGACGAACAUACUGAGAGUCCAAGACCAUUCUACGAUGAGCAAGAAACAAAUGAUUACAUCUGGGAUCUGACGAGGCAGAUCAAUGAUUUGAAGAAAGAGCUGAAUGAGGAAAGAGAGCAACGGAUUGCAAGGGAGAAAGAAGUCAAAGUCCAGGAGAAAGAAAUUAAAAAUCUGAAGAACUUGUUAGAAAGAGAACGUGGGAUGAAGAACACACAUGAACAAGAAAGACACAUAGGAGGAUCGAAAGUUUUCAGCGCUACCAAAACAACAAGUGAGAAGAGAAUUCUUCAAGAGUUAGAUUAUUUUAAGAGGGAGGCACAAAAAUACGCCUCCAGAAACAAAGGACUUAUUGACGUGAUGAUGGACGAGUACACGAUCAGACUGGAACUGGAGAAAACAGUAAAAUCUUUGAAGAUAAACAACAAUUCAAAAGUCUCCACCCAACCAGAUGUCCCCCAACAACCAGAUGUCCCCCAGCAACCAGUUGUCCCCCAGCAACCAGAGGUCCCCCAGCAACCAGAGGUCCCCCAACAACCAGAUGUCCCCCAGCAACCAGAUGUCCCCCAGCAACCAGAGGUCCCCCAGCAAUUAGAUGUCCCCCUGCUACCAAAGGUCCCCCUGCAACAAGAUGUCCCCCAGCAACCAGAAGUCCCCCAGCAACCAGAUGUCCCCCAGCAACCAGAGGUCCCCCAACAACCAGAUGUCCCCCAGCAACCAGAUGUCCCCCAACAACCAGAUGUCCCCCAGCAACCAGAGGUCCCCCAACAACCAGAUGUCCCCCAGCAACCAGAUGUCCCCCAGCAACCAGAGGUCCCCCAGCAAUUAGAUGUCCCCCUGCUACCAAAGGUCCCCCUGCAACAAGAUGUCCCCCAGCAACCAGAAGUCCCCCAGCAACCAGAUGUCCCCCAGCAACCAGAGGUCCCCCAACAACCAGAUGUCCCCCAGCAACCAGAUGUCCCCCAGCAACCAGAGGUCCCCCAGCAAUUAGAUGUCCCCCUGCUACCAAAGGUCCCCCUGCAACAAGAUGUCCCCCAUCAACCAGAGGUCCCCCUUCAAUCAAAUGUCCCCCAGCAACCAGAAGUCCCCCAGCAACGGACCUACAAUCAACCGCAGUGGUGCCACGUAAGUCGGGCCUCCAAAAAGCCAGAGAGGUCAGAGGACAAGCGGACAUACAAUCAACCGCAGUGGUGCCACGUAAGUCGGACGUCUAAACAACUUGAGAGGUCAGAGGACAAGAGGACGUACAAUACACCACAGUGGCGCCGCUAG